GCCGUAGAAGAAGAAUCACCAAAACAUUUUGACUGAAGACUACAACCUGUGUGAUUGACUUCUGACCCUGGUGAAGAUGUCUCACUGAACAUGUGACCUCACAGCAGAGCCAAAACUGCUAACCAGGAUCAACUCUCUCAGCUAAGUCGUUGGUGCCGGGAAGCAUUUGGUGUUUCUGACCUCCUGAGUAACGUGUCUCCAUCUGAAGGCUGUUUUACUGAUGCCGCGACAGAAAGCGUGCGGCUGCCUGCGAUGGUCCAGCACCGUCACCCAAGCCCUGGUUCUGUCCAUCGUCACGUUCGGUGUGGUUCUUCCUCACUGCUGCCAUCGGCUGCUUUACUCAUACUUCUUCGACAGGUCCAAGUACCUGGACUCCAUGAGUGAAGACGCCCUGCAGCAGAGCCUCAGCCGCGGCCAGGAUGCGCUACGCUUCUGGCAGAGCGCUUCCACCACAGCGGCCUCUGUCGGGUUCACUGACAUCACUCAGAAUCCUGAGCUGCUGGUCACCGUGGUAACCACCAGGCGCAGCGAGGCCACAGACUACCACUACCUGCUCCAGGUGAUGCAGCAGCUUAGCGUCCUCUUAGGCAACUGUGGUGAGAAGCAACGCUGUGCAGAGGUGCUCGUCUGUGACGUGGAAAGCCGUCCGCUGCAAAACGAGGACGCCAAGCUGCUGGAGGGACACUUUCGUGUGAUACGGCGUUCGCGUGAGGAGGAACUGAAGAACAGGGAGCUGGUCAACAUCUUCGAGAGGGAGAAGAGGGACUACGUCUUCUGCCUCCGUAAAGGAUGGGAGCUGGUGAAGCCCAAAAACAUGCUGGUACUGGAGGAUGAUGCUGUGCCUCGACACGGCUUCUUUGCUGUGGUCAACAAUUUGCUCUCCCGUCAGUUUGCCCGCCACACUCUUUACAUCAAACUGUUCCACCCUGAAAGACUUCAGCGCUACUGGAACCCCGAGCCGUACCGCAUUCUGGAGUGGGUCGGACUCGGGCUGGUCGGAGCCACUGCUCUCCUCCUCACCUUUCCAUACAUCAACCCGUGCUCCUUCUCCUUCACGCUGUCUGGCCGCCACCUGAUUUUUUUCACACUGUACAUCAUGUCCGUCGCAGAGCUCGUAGGCCGACACUAUCUUCUAGAGAUCCGUAGACUUUCACCACAGUUUUACGCAGUCUCCCCGGCCACCGAGUGCUGCACACAAGCAAUGCUGUUCCCCGGUAACACAUCCGUCAGAGUGGCCCAGUACCUGGACGGCUCCUUCUGCUCUCCAGGUAAUGCCAAAGACAUCGUCCUGUACCAUAUAGCGAGGACGACCCCCGGAGAGCAGUCUCACAGCGUGGAACCCAAUCUCCUCAUGCACAUCGGAGCCUAUUCCUCAGUCAGACCCAACCCAAACCAGCCCAGGCUCCUCUGACUCUCCCUAUCCGGGAAUCAGAUGUUCGUUUCUUUGAGCAAAAACAAAGAUUUAAUGGGUUGAAUUUCGCUUGGUGUUGUCCUUUAGGCUGUUCAUAAAAUCUUGUUUGGGAUUCUGGUGGUGAUGUUGUUUUUGUGUUAUAGAAAAGUGUUUUAUAUAAUGGCUGAGUGAAUCCUUGUCAUUUGAUUGGUGGGUUGUAUGUCACAUGACAUGGAUUAUUCGUACCAUUUGCCGUUGUGUUUCAUUGACUGUGCAGUAGCUCAUUUUUAGUGUGCCAUGUUGGUGAAAUAUGAAAUGUGUUUUUGCACACCCUGACAACCGCGCAUGCUCACACUACAGGGGGCGGAGUUUGUUUUGCUGGUGGACAACGAUCUGAAGGAGCUAAGUGACGCUGCUAAUUCAUCUAACAGAAAAAACAAAUCCACCACGCCGUGAACUGUCUGGAGGCAUGAAGCGCUGUUAGGAUGAAGAGUUGGACAAAUUUCUGAUGUGAUUUUUCACAGCAGUGAGGAAAGCAGGCGGCAGUCUGUACGCAAAUCUGUGCAUGGCAUCACGGACUACCGAGAACACUUCUGGACUCUUGUUUAAAGUUUGUGUUGGACUGUUAAACAUCAGUGAGGAGCACCAAAAUCUAAGGCUCUUUUCUGUUGUUUAUAUAUUAAUAAAAUAUCAAAUGACAAGGAUCUCUUUUUGCCCUUAUAUAAAACAAAUAAUGAAUGUUUUUCCAUUCUUUCAAUUGUCUUGUUGAAUGGUUUGUUCCAGCUUUCACCUCAUUAAAUAUUUGUUCCACUGAACUCAUAAACAUUCAUUAUUUGUAUAAAGAUGUAUUGUAGAAAUGGGGUUGGAUAAUAUUAAAGGAUUAUUAACUGAGCAAGCGUUUAUUAUAUGGCAUAUGAACACACAAACUUGUAGUAUUGCCUGAAUGUGCUGCUGACAGUGUUGGAGCUUGUUCGCUUUCUUCACCUCCACUAUCUUAACUGAUGGUCCAGUCGUUAGCUGGUAAACUUUCAGUUUUUUUCUGAUGCUGUUUAGAUAUUUAUGGAAUACAUUCAUGUCCAACUUGGUUAUCUAAUUGUGUUUUUAGCUUCCUGGUUUGUAACGAAAAUACAUGUUGCAGACCGGUUAUCUGACCGGUAAUCAGCCAAUCAGAGCAUUGCAGCCAAAUAAUGAAAGUUUAUACUUCUGCCUACUCCUUUUCAAACAAAACAAUGUGAAGAUGUAGCUAUUGUAAAAAUAGUCAACUUUGCUAA
Messenger RNA from Thalassophryne amazonica, 2661 nucleotides. It is a transcript of the gene pgap4, whose product is annotated as post-GPI attachment to proteins GalNAc transferase 4. Gene Ontology annotation, molecular function: glycosyltransferase activity. The transcript has 3 exons. The record is from RefSeq and is a predicted model, not a curated record. Bases 221 to 1411 code for a protein of 396 amino acids. Lineage: Eukaryota; Metazoa; Chordata; Actinopteri; Batrachoidiformes; Batrachoididae. Gene Ontology annotation, cellular component: Golgi membrane. Gene Ontology annotation, biological process: GPI anchor biosynthetic process.